Iphiclides podalirius (scarce swallowtail) is the source of this 471-nucleotide messenger RNA. The record is from the annotation of a GenBank genome assembly. Lineage: Eukaryota; Metazoa; Arthropoda; Insecta; Lepidoptera; Papilionidae.
AUGCCUAUGGAUUCAGAAUGCGAAUGUGACCUGGUGUCUAAGGAAUGGCUGUUGGCAAAAUUACGGUCUGAUGAGAGGGAUACGAUUUUAAUAGACUGCCGCGGAUCAAAUGAGUACGCUAUAUCUCACAUACGAUCUGCUGUUAAUUUCUCCAUACCGAGCAUUAUGCUACGGCGCCUGGCGGCAGGGAAAAUUGAGCUUGCAUCGACUGUCCAAUGCAAGGAGCUGAAGGCAAGGAUCACACAUUGUUGCUCCCGGGGUACCUUUGUCUUGUACAGUGAUGGUGCGCCACGGGAUCCUGAUUCUGUUCACGGAAUCCUGCUCAGAAGACUUAAACAAGAUGGCGUGCAGGUCGUCUGUCUUGAAGCAAGCAUUAGUACGGACGCGAAUGAUGUCGAGAUUUUGACGGUGCACAGAGCCCUAGAGCCGCCUAUGGCCGCUCGUAAAACACGACUCUACGUGCAAACAGGA